Gossypium arboreum is the source of this 2077-nucleotide messenger RNA. RefSeq names its product sphingoid long-chain bases kinase 2, mitochondrial. Gene Ontology annotation, cellular component: TIM22 mitochondrial import inner membrane insertion complex. The transcript has 12 exons. The coding region runs from base 398 to 1510 and encodes 370 amino acids. Gene Ontology annotation, biological process: protein insertion into mitochondrial inner membrane; phosphorylation; phospholipid biosynthetic process. NCBI's taxonomy places the organism in Eukaryota, Viridiplantae, Streptophyta, Magnoliopsida, Malvales, Malvaceae. Gene Ontology annotation, molecular function: kinase activity; ATP binding. The record is from RefSeq and is a predicted model, not a curated record.
UCUAACAUAAAAAUGUGUUAAAUUUGAAAAUAAUAUGAAUUCAAAACCUGAUGUGAGAGGUAAAUUCUACUAAAGAAGUAGAAUUAAAACAAUCUGAAUUAGAAUCGCUUGUUAGCGGCGGGUAAAGACUCUCUGAGCUCUGCAGCAGCAAUGAACGACUAAGGAUUACAGCGAGGAAACCAAGGAGAGUGGGCCCUGUUUCAUUCAACUACAUUUUUUAUUUUAUCUCUUCACCCGAAGAAACUGUUCAUCUUAAAAGUUACCGCUAAUUAUAAUUUACCACCAGUUGCAGUCGCGGCUUCCAAUCAGGGAAACACCCGCAUGUUUAAAAGAUUCCUUGUUCGAUGCUUAAAACCCAGACGGCCAAUAUAAUUAUUAACUCCACUCGAAGCAAAAUAUGGUAAUGGUUUGCUAUUAUAAUCACUUACUGACGCCUGUUGGUUGGGUACGGUUUUCGAUUGCCAAACCUUCCGUUUUGAGAGCCGAGACCAACAACCCCAUGGCUUCUGAUCUCUCCUCUGACCGCUCUGUCUUCCGCGGCGUAUCCUCCUCUUCUCCUAUCCGCCGCCGUGAUCUAGUCUUCAUCGUCAAUCCUCGAGGUGCUAACGGGAGAACCGGUAAAGAGUGGAAGAAACUGCUUCCUUAUCUUCAAUCUCGCCUCGGCAGUGAUUGUAAUAUAUGUGAAUCUUUGACUUCGGGUCCUUCUCAUGCAAUUGACAUUACUAGGGAGGCAAUAAGGGAGGGUGCUGAUGCCGUCAUUGCAGUUGGAGGUGAUGGAACGCUUCACGAGGUUGUUAAUGGGUUCUUUUGGGAUGGGAAACCUGUUGCUAAUUGGAAUACAGAGGCAGUUCAUUCAACCGCUCUUGGUCUCAUUCCCUUGGGGACGGGGUCAGAUUUUGCCCGAACAUUGGGCUGGAAAAAUGAUCCCCGUGAAGCCAUAGACCGGAUUGCUAGAGGGGUGAGAUCACAAAUUGAUGUCGGUGUCAUUAGCAGAGAAGGGGAAGGAUCUCAUUAUUUCAUUAAUGUUGCUGAUAUUCAUCUGAGUGCUAAGGCAGGUUAUUAUGCUUCAAGAUACAAGAAAUUUGGAAACUUGUGCUAUGUUAUUGGCGCUUUACAAGCCUUUAUUGGCCACCAUAAUCAGGACCUUAGAAUCAAGGUGAAUGAGGGUGAGUGGCAAACAUUGUCUCAAGUGACGGCCCUCUGUGUUGGAAAUGCAAAGUACUUUGGUGGUGGCAUGAAAAUUACACCAAAUGCUGAUCCUCACAGUGGAAGUCUUGAGGUUGUCAUUCUUCAGGACUUCAAGUGGUAUGACUUCAUUCUAAAACUGCACAAGCUCUACAACGGCACACUUUUGUCACUGAAUAAUGUGACCUCAAGAAAUGUAUAUACGAUUGAAGUAGAUGAGAUUUCAGGGGGUGGAAACAUUUUCAUUCAGUCUGAUGGGGAACAUCUAGGAUUUCUUCCUAGGAAGUUGUCUAUUCUACCUGGUGCUAUCGAGAUGAUAUGCUAACGUGAACCCUGGAAGAAAUUGAUCCUAUACAACCGGCGUAUCAGCUUACUCCGAAACUAUGCAUCUCCAUGGAUAGAGUCCAGUAAGACAAGCAAUUGACGUCAUCAAACUUAGAAGUAGGAAGAUAUGGGACAGAACAAAGAUAGUGAUGGAGAUGAGUCAUUAGUGUUACCCCUUAUUUAAUAUUUUAGUUACUUGUGCUUAUGUUGAGUAAAUUUUGUAGCAAGCACCAUCCUUCACCAAAGCUGAGGACUUAUUUUUCAUUUAUGCUGUGUGAUUGGUUGUUUUCUUGCCAAUGCCUUACAAUAAAUUGCAGCAGGGAGUCAGUAAUUGAAAGUGAUUUUGGAGGAGACUUUGGUAGAUGGAUUCUGGGAGAAAUGAAUAGCCGGCCACCAACACCGUGGCCAGCCCGUGGAGUAAAAGCAUAGAUAUGGAAACCAAGCGACCAAGCUUGUUCUUAUUUAAAAGGAACAGAACAAGCUUUGUGUCUUGUUAUCAUCUGCUGUGUAAUUUGAUAAUGAUUUUUUGUAAAUGUUGUCAUCCAUGGAAUUGCAGAUCUUUAUGAAA